This is a messenger RNA of Gracilinanus agilis (Agile Gracile Mouse Opossum), 2283 nucleotides long. Its product is annotated as 5'-3' exonuclease PLD3-like. The transcript has 12 exons. Gene Ontology annotation, molecular function: catalytic activity. Bases 178 to 1638 code for a protein of 486 amino acids. The record is from RefSeq and is a predicted model, not a curated record. NCBI's taxonomy places the organism in Eukaryota, Metazoa, Chordata, Mammalia, Didelphimorphia, Didelphidae.
GUGGGGCCUGACGGAUCCAGCCCCUCUGCUGUCUCUGGAGCUUCCAGUCUGGCCUGGCUCCCCAUUUGGGAGAAGAAAAGCAUCUUCGGGGGCCUUAGAGAGGAAGCUCCUUCCAGUUCGGAGAGGGGGAGAGCGCUCAUCCCACUGCCUGGGCCUGCCUGGGUGCAGCUGAGGAAAAUGAAGCUACAUACUGUCUACCAACAGCUGAAGCCACGCCCUGAGGAGCAGCUUCCCUCACCAGCUGUGUCCUGGAAGCCAGGAGAUAAGAAAGUCCGAUGGGUCCUGCUGAUCAUGACACUGACAACGAUGGGCCUGGGUGCCCUGCUUACCCAGCUGCUUCUGUGGCCCAGGCUCAGGGCCCCCCAGGAAAGGACCCAGCCACCCCCCAACUCUGUCUGUGAAGACCCCUGUCAGGUGGUCCUGGUAGAGAGCAUUCCUGAAGGCCUCACCUUCCCCAAGGGGCCUGUCCACCCUUCCAUCAGCCAGGCCUGGCUAGACCUGGUGGCUGGUGCCCAGCACAGCCUCGACAUUGCCUCCUUCUAUUGGACUCUCACCAACAAUGACACCCAGACCCAUGAGCCUUCUGCUUAUCAGGGUGAGCAGAUUCUCCAGCAGUUGAAGAGCCUGGCCCCAAAGGGGGUAUCGGUGCGUGUGGCUGUCAGCAAACCCAGGGGCCCCCAACCCCAGGCUGACCUGCAGGCUCUCCUAAAGAGUGGGGCCCAGGUGCGGAUGGUAGACAUGCAGAAACUGACCCAUGGCGUCCUGCACACUAAAUUCUGGGUGGUGGAUCAAACCCACAUCUACAUUGGCAGUGCCAACAUGGACUGGCGCUCUCUGACCCAGGUGAAGGAGCUGGGCGUGGUGGUCUAUAACUGCAGCUGCCUGGCCCAGGACCUGGCCAAAGUGUUCGAGGCCUACUGGUAUCUGGGCCAGCCGGACAGCAGCAUCCCCUCCCCCUGGCCGGACAAUUACACCACCCACUACAACCUGGAGACCCCCAUGCAGCUGCAUCUCAACGGGACCCCUGCCCAGGCCUUCCUCUCGAGUGCUCCCCCGACACUGUGCCCUGGGGGCCGCACCCCAGACCUGCGUGCCCUGCUCAGCCUGGUGAACGACGCUCGGGACUUUGUCUAUGUCGCCGUCAUGAACUACCUCCCCAUCAUGGAAUACUCCCACCCUCGAAGGUUCUGGCCUGCCAUCGAUGACGCCCUGAGACGAGCCGCCUUUGAGCGGGGUGUUCGGGUGAGACUUCUGGUGAGCUGUUGGAGCCACUCGGAGCCUGCCCUGCGCCCCUUCCUCCUCUCCCUGGCUGCCCUCCAGGACAACCAUACCCACUACGACGUGCAAGUGCGGCUCUUCGUGGUCCCGUCCACUGAGGCCCAGGCCCGCAUCCCUUACGCCCGCGUCAACCACAACAAGUACAUGGUGACUGACAGAGCGGCCUAUGUGGGCACGUCCAACUGGUCGGGCAACUACUUCACACAGACCGCGGGCUCGGCCCUGGUGGUGAAUCAGAGCGAGGCCCUGGGCUUCCGCACACAGCUCGAAGCUGUUUUCCUUCGGGACUGGGACUCCCCCUACAGCCACGAGCUGGACAGUCCAGGCCUCUCGGAGGGUCAUUCCUGCCGCCUGCUGUGAGGGUCGGGCCCAGCCUCCUCUGCCGGCCAACACGCCGUCCCUGGGUUUGUUUCGCUCGGGCCCACGACACCCCACCCCACCCCAGGGCUCCCCGUGACCCAGUAGCCCCACUUUGUCGCCGUGUCUUUUCUGGCUUGGUGUCUCGUCUUCCUCCCUCCGCCCUCCCACCUAAGUAUCUGCCUGUCUCUGAACGCUCCUCUCCAACCCCGGCCGUCUCUCCCUCUCUGUCGCCCUCUCUGUCAGUCUUUGUGGCUUCUUGACUGCCCCUGCUUUGUGUGUCUCUCUGGUUUCCAUUUUCUCUGGUGUCUCCCAUCUCUGUCUCUGCCUCAGAAACGUAGCCAGGCUGUUUGCCCGGAUGUUCCCACCAAGAAAGGGCAUAAACCAGGGCAGAGCUGGGGUGGCAGAACCUGACCGGGUCCGGCCAGAGGCUUCCCCUCUCCUCCAGGCUGUGGAAUCCAGGGGAAGAGCCAGGCCCAGGCCGGUGGGUCCUCUCUGGGAUGGAGUUAUCUCCCCUGGGAAGGGGAGAAAUAGGGCCUCUGAAAGGGAAAACAAGGCCUUCCAGGCACUGCCCCCUCCCUGCCGUGCCCACCACUCCAGCUGGACCCACAGCCAGGGCUUUCCAACAAUAAAGUGUCUGUGAGGCAA